AUGUCAGACACUGAAGAACAGGAAUAUGAGGAGGAGCAAGCAGAAGAUGAGGAAGCGGUGGAGGAAGAGGACGCCCCCGAGGAGCCGGAGCCGGUGGCAGAGCGAGAAGAAGAGCGCCCCAAACCCAGCCGCCCUGUGGUGCCUCCUUUGAUUCCCCCGAAGAUUCCAGAAGGGGAGCGUGUGGACUUUGAUGACAUCCACCGGAAGCGCAUGGAGAAAGACUUACUGGAGCUGCAGACGCUCAUCGACGUGCACUUUGAGCAGCGGAAAAAGGAGGAGGAGGAGCUCAUUGCGCUAAAAGACCGCAUUGAGAGGCGUCGCGCAGAGAGAGCUGAACAACAGCGCUUCAGAACAGAGAAAGAGCGAGAACGCCAGGCCAAGCUGGCGGAGGAGAAGAUGCGGAAGGAGGAGGAGGAGGCGAAGAAAAGGGCAGAGGAUGACGCCAAAAAGAAGAAGGUUCUGUCCAACAUGGGAGCUCAUUUUGGGGGCUACCUGGUCAAGGCAGAACAGAAGCGUGGGAAGCGACAGACUGGUCGGGAGAUGAAACUCAGGAUUUUGUCUGAGAGGAAAAAGCCCUUGAACAUCGACUACAUGGGGGAGGAGCAGCUCCGGGAGAAGGCCCAGGAACUGUCAGAAUGGAUCCACCAGCUGGAAUCAGAGAAAUUUGACCUCAUGGAGAAACUGAAGGAACAGAAAUAUGAGAUAAAUGUGCUCUACAACCGCAUCAGCCACGCCCAGAAAUUCCGGAAGGGGGCUGGGAAGGGUCGAGUCGGAGGCCGCUGGAAGUGAGGCUGCCAGGACGCGUCCGCCUUAAGGAGCCCAGGAGUGCGUCCCGUCUGUAACUCAAAAUAAAGUGUCCCCAGGCAUCUGCUUAAGUUCUUCAGGGUUGUUAUUAUGUGGCUGGCUGU
This is a messenger RNA of Apodemus sylvaticus (European woodmouse), 908 nucleotides long. It is a transcript of the gene Tnnt1, whose product is annotated as troponin T1, slow skeletal type. Gene Ontology annotation, molecular function: tropomyosin binding; troponin T binding. Gene Ontology annotation, cellular component: troponin complex. The transcript is spliced from 13 exons. Gene Ontology annotation, biological process: sarcomere organization; slow-twitch skeletal muscle fiber contraction; regulation of muscle contraction. The coding region runs from base 1 to 789 and encodes 262 amino acids. Lineage: Eukaryota; Metazoa; Chordata; Mammalia; Rodentia; Muridae. The record is from RefSeq and is a predicted model, not a curated record.